Molecule: messenger RNA, 366 nt
Organism: Cooperia oncophora
Lineage: Eukaryota; Metazoa; Nematoda; Chromadorea; Rhabditida; Trichostrongylidae
Source: the annotation of a GenBank genome assembly
AUGUUGGAUGGCCGUGGAUCGAGUAAUCGAGGAACUGAUUUCGAAUUUCCCAUUUUCGGCCGACUUGGACAGUGCGAAAUAGAGGAUCAGGUUGAGGGAUUAAGAGAGGUGGCGCAGCUCAUGGAUGGAAUGUUGGAUUUGUCGAGAGUUGUUGUUCAAGGCUGGAGCUACGGAGGCUACAUGUCGCUACUGGCUUUAGCUAAGUUUCCCAAUAUAUUUCGUGCUGCUAUAGCUGGGGGAGCUGUGACAGAUUGGAAGCUUUACGACACAGCUUACACGGAACGAUACCUUGGCUAUGGAGGCGAUCGAGAUCCGUUCUACGACGAGUCAUCUGUUAUUAAGCAUGUUGAAAAAUUACCAGAUCAG